AUGGCUUGGUUCACGACUUUGCCUUGUGGCUCCAUUACAAAUUUUCGCGACUUCUCGUCGAAGUUCCUUGUUCAGUUCUCUGCGAGCAAGAUCAAGCAGGUAACGAUCGACGAUCUGUACAACGUUCGCCAAUCAGAGGGUGAAACUCUGAAACAGUAUGUGAGGCGGUUCAAUGCGGCAUCUGUUAAGAUCGAAGAGUCGGAACCGCAUGCUUGUGCGCGCGCUUUCAAGAAUGGACUGCUGCUGGGAAAGCUGAACAGUAAGUUGAGUCACAAGCCAACUCGAUCGAUGGCGGAAGUUCGCGCUCGGGCGAACACCUACAUCUUAGAUGAGGAGGACGACGCUUUCAAGAAAAAGCGUGCCAAAGCGGAAAAUGAUGGAGGUCAGAGGGACGUAUCGCCAGCAACAAAGUCUGGAGAAAGGAGGAAGUAG
Molecule: messenger RNA, 432 nt
Organism: Lotus japonicus
Lineage: Eukaryota; Viridiplantae; Streptophyta; Magnoliopsida; Fabales; Fabaceae
Exons: 1
Coding region: 1-432 (143 amino acids)
Source: RefSeq, a predicted model, not a curated record